AUGACUGUUUCUCAUGACACCAGCAGUCUCCUGUCUAAAGAUCUGCUGCUGUGUCCGAUCUGUGUGGAUGUGCUCACUGAUCCAGUCACCACUCCAUGUGUACACAACUUCUGUAAGAGCUGCCUUACACAGUGCUGGGACAAGAAUAAACACUGUCAUUGUCCAUUAUGUAACAAGAAAUUCACCAAGAGACCUGAACUGAAGAUUAAUACAACACUGAGAGAGAUUGCAGAUUACUUCAAGAAGAAAAGUGGUUCUGACAAACCUGAGGUUCCUUGUGAUGCCUGCAGUGGAGAGAAGCUGAAGGCCUUAAAAUCCUGUCUGGAUUGUGGACUGAGUUUCUGUAAAAUUCAUUUAGAGCCACAUUAUCAUGUUCCAAAACUUAAGAAACACAAACUAAUAAACCCUGUGGAGAACCUGGUGGCCAACAUAUGCCAGAAACACGAGAGAGUCCAGGACCGACUGAAGCAGAUAAGAGAGAUCAAACACUCAGUCGAGCAAAGCAACGUGUGUACAAACAUGACACGAGUUAAUAUCUGAUACAUUCAGUAGUUUUAUUCUUAGUUGUAGAACAAAUUUGUAGAACAACAUCUGCAUGAACAAAGUUCACUAUCAGUGUUCUAUGUAAAAAUGUGUUCCUCCUUUAGAGAAGCACAGAGAAAGAGAAAGCAGACAUUUUUAAA
Messenger RNA from Tachysurus fulvidraco (yellow catfish), 683 nucleotides. RefSeq names its product E3 ubiquitin/ISG15 ligase TRIM25-like. Lineage: Eukaryota; Metazoa; Chordata; Actinopteri; Siluriformes; Bagridae. The transcript is spliced from 2 exons. The record is from RefSeq and is a predicted model, not a curated record. Bases 1 to 540 code for a protein of 179 amino acids.